Messenger RNA from Ictalurus punctatus (channel catfish), 1776 nucleotides. RefSeq lists its product as uncharacterized. The record is from RefSeq and is a predicted model, not a curated record. Bases 251 to 916 code for a protein of 221 amino acids. NCBI's taxonomy places the organism in Eukaryota, Metazoa, Chordata, Actinopteri, Siluriformes, Ictaluridae. The transcript is spliced from 2 exons.
AGAGGGCUCGUCUUGCAAUGCUUGUUUAUAUUCAAAUGUUUAGAAUGUUUAUAUUCAACGGUUUGCAAUGUUUAUUUUCAAAGGGUUAGGAAGUUUACCUAAAGCCAGUCAGAGCAGUCCGAGUUCUAAAGCUCUCAAAUUCUGAAUUCGCACGUGCGAUUUUUACUCUGAGACCAUUUUCUACACUACGAUCAUCUCCAAAACCGAGUCUUUCGACCAUCAUGCCUGCACCACUUGUGCCUUCUCAGUGAUGAUCUUUAGUUGGGACGAAGCGCCGCAGCUCCAGGAGGACGAGCCUGAGACCGGAGUGAACGGACUGCCUGAUCUGCCUGACAGCAACGGCACAUGGAGGGAGGAAACUGUGGAGGAUGAGCAUGGGGAGAGGAGGAGACGGGGGGAGCAGGUGACUGAUGAAGAGGAUGACAUUGAAGAGUCCCCUCCCAGAAGAAGACAGUGUGUGGAGCAUGAGGAUGCUGACGAUGAGCCAAUUGAUUUCGCUAGUUUGGAGAGGAACUCGUCCCCUUUGUGGCGCUUAUCCCCUACUUUGGUGUUCGUUCCAUCUGCAGAUGCUCCCUCCAGCAGUGAGCAUUUCUGGUGGAUGAUGAUGAUGAGGGAGCAGAUGAACGAUGAAGAGGACAGUGAUGAAGAGGCCCCUCCUAGAAGAAGGCAGCAUGUGGAGCAGGAAGAUGACGACUAUGAGGUGUCUGAGCUCAGUAAUUCGGAGAGUAGCUCACCCCCUUUGUGGAGCUUAUUCCCAGCUUUGGAGUGUAUCCACAACAUGCAAGAGCACUCCAGCAGUGAGCAUUUCUGUGGGAGGAGGAGACGGAGGGAGCAGAUGACUGAAGAAGAUGACAGUGAUGAAGAGGCCCCUCCCAAAAGAAGACUGCGUGCGGAACGAGAGUAUGAUGAAGAUUGAGGUGUCUGAGCACACUUAUUUGGAGAGGAGCUCAUAGUAAGCCAUAACAUUAAAACCACUGACAGUUGAAGUGAAUAACAUUGAUUAUCUUAUUACAGUGGCAACUGUCAAGGGGUUCACUGAUGCUCACAUGCCCAUUGUAGGCAUUUUCGGUAGGUGACAGGGGUCAGCAUGGACACGCUGACCGGUCUGCGGCUAUAUAGCUCUUCUGUGAAUUUGGACCGGACGGCCUAGCCUUCGCUCCACAAGCAUCCGUGAGCCUUGUCGAUGGUUCACUAAUUGUCUUUCCAUGGACCACUUAACCACUGCAUAACAGGAGCACCUGAGAAGACCUGCCAUUUUGGAGAUGCUCUGACCCAAUCGUCUAGCCAUUACAAGUUGGCCCUUUUCCUGCUUCCAACACAUCAACUUGCUGUCUAAUAUAUCCCAUUGAAUAUCUCAUUACAAAGUCAAACCACUGUAAUGAGAUAUUCAAUGUCCGUCCUGUCCCGUCCCGUCAACCAGUCUGUAUGUUUGUAUACACCUGAUUUCAAAUCCCAAUUGUAAAAUAUAAAAUCUGUAAUGUCAAAAUCUACAUCAUCAAUUGCUACAUAGGCUAAAGACUUAGCUCAUACCUGUGUUAAAUGCAUAGGCUUUGUACAGUAGGAUUUGUAUUGUGUAUUCAGAGUAUAUGCAUUACUAUAAUGUAUAGUUAUUAAAUGUAUAUAUAUUAAAUGUGUAGGCUAGACAUAUUAGUGCUAAAGUGUGUGAUGUAUAUUUUAUGUUUAUUAAAUACAAUACUUUUUAUCAAUUAAUUGCUUUCUUGCAUUUUGUUUAAAUAAACAUCCCAAUAAUCAGAAAUAAUCAAUAAAUGACAAUUA